Molecule: messenger RNA, 819 nt
Organism: Aureobasidium namibiae CBS 147.97
Lineage: Eukaryota; Fungi; Ascomycota; Dothideomycetes; Dothideales; Saccotheciaceae
Product: NAD(P)-binding protein
Exons: 4
Coding region: 1-819 (272 amino acids)
Molecular function (GO): oxidoreductase activity
Source: RefSeq, a predicted model, not a curated record
AUGUCACAAGAGAACAUGGUCGUCAUUGUAACUGGAGCGAACCGAGGCAUUGGUCUGGCCAUCUGCCAACUCAUCUUGAAAAACAAUCAAAAUGUCAAGCUAUAUGCCGCGUCGCGUGCAGGAGCCGACCUUGGACUGAAGAGUGCUGGUUCAGGAUCAGUCAAGUAUCCCAGCCUAGACGUGACCAAGUCACAGGACAUCAAGCAACUGGCCGAAGACAUCAAGCGCGAAGAAGGCCAGAUCAGUGUGCUCAUCAACAAUGCUGGAAUCAACACUUACCCAGAACACACGCCUGAGAGUGUGCGAAAAAUGCUUGAUGUCAACUACCGAGGGACCUACAACAUGUGCAAGGCAUUCAUUCCUUUGCUCUCGGAAACAGGACGUAUCGUCAACAUGUCGUCCGUAGGCUCGCAGUUGAAGAUCUACAGCAAGCACAACGCAGCGCGCUUUAGAAACACAGAAACAUACGAGGAUGUCGAGAAGAUCGCCGAUGACUACAUGCAAGCCGUGAAGAACAAGAAUGAGCUGGAAUCAGGCUUUGGUGACAAAGGUCAAGGCUACAGUGUCAGCAAAGCAUGCGUAAACGCCAUCACUGCUAUCCUGGCGCGUGAGAACCCAGGCCUCAUUAUCAAUGCAUGCUGUCCAGGAUGGGUGGAUACUGACAUGGGAGGUAUCAUGGGCAAGCCACCCAAAGAGCCCAUUGAGGGUGCGAGGAUUCCUGUAAAGCUUGGUUUCGGGGAUAUCUCUGGAACGACUGGUCGUUACUGGGCCAAUCCUGGGAUUGCGGACAAGGCAGACGGUCAAGUCAUGGCUUGGUAA